Messenger RNA from Cladophialophora bantiana CBS 173.52, 273 nucleotides. RefSeq lists its product as uncharacterized. Bases 1 to 273 code for a protein of 90 amino acids. The record is from RefSeq and is a predicted model, not a curated record. The transcript has a single exon. Lineage: Eukaryota; Fungi; Ascomycota; Eurotiomycetes; Chaetothyriales; Herpotrichiellaceae.
AUGAGCUGGACCUCAGCAUUCCACCAGAAUAAGUCGGGGGACAACAAUACUUCGAUACGAGCAGGCAGCGAGUCUCGACCACGGCGAGCCGAAUACAACGUCUUGAGGAAGAAGAGAGGCAGGCGACCAAAGGACAGUCACCGGCCGAGCAGCGACGCUUUGGUGACCCACGAUGACGGUGACGAGGAGUCGUUGCGUGCUUGGAAGGAGAAAGGGCAGAAGCAGAAGGUGUCGAGAUGGAGGCGGAUGUUCCGACGUCGGCGUGGGAGUUAA